GAAAAAAAGCCGCCAUUGUCAAAAUCUCGAUCGAGCGAACGGGCGAGCAAAUCCAGUAUGUCAAUGGAAGUUGGGCAAGGACGAGGAGCAGAUGACCUCAUAUCCACUUUAAAAACCCUAGCAUACUCUCUCCAACUCAGAGUUCAGGAACUGGAGGCUGAAAACUCCAAAUUAUCAUCUCGGCUCUCAAAUUGCACCUGUUCUGAGAAAGAGAAGAAGGUUGAUGAUUCUGCUGCAAAUAGGACCAGAAGAAAGAAAUUUACUAAACAAGGUUAUGAUCAAAGUAUCAUAAGCCACCAUGGAAAAAGAUAUGUUGCUCUCAAACUCAUGUACUUUGGGCAGAGGUUCUAUGGUUUUUCUUCAGAAGCCCAAUUGGAACCAUCUGUGGAGUCUGAACUUUUCAUAGCUCUACAAAAGACGAGGCUUUUAGUUGGUGACAAGAAAGAGUCACAAUAUUCAAGAUGUGGUAGAACGGACAAGGGGGUUUCCUCCGUUGGGCAAGUAGUUGCUCUCUUCUUACGAUCAAAGCUCAAGAAGGCUUGUUCAGAUAAUGAAAACUCUAUCAAAAUGGUUUCAAGAGAAGAAUAUGAAGGAGAAAUUGAUUACGUGAGGGUUCUGAAUGGAGCCCUUCCAAAUGAUAUUCGAGUUUUAGGCUGGUGUUCUGUUCCAAUUGAUUUCAGUGCAAGGUUUAGCUGUCUGAGCAGGGAGUACAAAUAUUUCUUUUGGGAAGACAAUCUAAAUCUCAAGGCAAUGGAAAGCUCUGGUGAGAAAUUUAUAGGUGAACAUGACUUCCGAAAUUUCUGUAAGAUGGAUGCACUAAAUGUUCACACCUACAUGCGUCGUGUCAAGUCAUUUGAAAUUUCUCCUUGUGAUGUGAGGUUUCAAGGAAACCAACUUUGGGCAAUUAAAAUCAAAGGCAGUGCUUUCUUGUGGCACCAGGUCCGAUGCAUGGUUGCAGUACUAUUCAUGAUUGGCCAAGGUUUUGAAUCUUCUGAUGUAAUAGACACAUUACUGGAUGUUGACAGGAUACCAAGGAAACCUCAAUAUGUUAUGGCUCCAGAGAUUCCGUUGGUUCUUCAAUCCUGUGAAUUUGAAGAUUUAAAUUUCACUUGUUCUUCAGAUGCUGAACAAGCUUUGGGUGAACACUUGGUGAAACAAUGUCAAGCUUAUCAUCUCCAAGCUGCCAUCAUCAACGAGGCCCUGCUUACCAGUUUGCCUGUAUUAAGUGAUAAAAGUACGUUAAACAAUGGAAAUGGAAAAAUCAAGAAAAAGACUGCUCAUAUACCUCUCAUGUCUCGGCCCACUGAGCCAUCAUAUGCAGAGCGCCGUGCCAAAUUAGAGUCCAGAGCAUGAAGCAUCGACAGAUACAUCUUGAAGGGAAUACAUAAUUUGAAACAGAUUUUUCCAAUUCACCAAGUGGAGACUGACAUAAAAGGGAUCCUAGCUGCAUAAUUCAAAGUGAUAAGAAGCUACAAAAGAUUCAACUUGCUUGAGUAUGAGUUCCCAACUCUGGUCCAUAAUAUGGUGGCCAAAUGAUGCAAUUUUUUCAACAGCUUACAAAAGAGCUAUGCCAGUAGAGAAAGGACAUUUCCAAAUUAAGGUCCCAUAAACACCAGUCAUUUCAGCAACAUCUGUGGGACUUGCUCAUUCUUGGUCUCAAAAGGCACAAACUAAGUAGUUUUCGAAACUCAUUUGGUUGUUUUUUGCUUGCGUUUGUUGUAGUAUUUUCUUGGUGGGGAUUGAUAAUUGUUUGUUGUGCCUUGAAAUCUACUCCAAAAAAGGCAUAUUGUAUUAAAAAGUUGAACCCCUUUUUUCACAAACGCCAAAACAGAAGUGAAAAACAUACAAGUUGUAUUAAUGUGUCGAAACCAGUCGGAUAUAGAGAGUUUAUAUAUGGACACUAUAUGUUUGUACGGUAAUAAUAUAUGAUGAUGCGGUUAGUGAGUUUGGUA
Humulus lupulus (European hop) is the source of this 1952-nucleotide messenger RNA. RefSeq lists its product as uncharacterized. Gene Ontology annotation, molecular function: RNA binding; pseudouridine synthase activity. NCBI's taxonomy places the organism in Eukaryota, Viridiplantae, Streptophyta, Magnoliopsida, Rosales, Cannabaceae. The record is from RefSeq and is a predicted model, not a curated record. Gene Ontology annotation, biological process: tRNA pseudouridine synthesis; mRNA pseudouridine synthesis. Gene Ontology annotation, cellular component: nucleus; cytoplasm. The coding region runs from base 58 to 1353 and encodes 431 amino acids. The transcript has 16 exons.